AUGGCAGCUCGAGGAAAUAAGACUAGCGUGGCAUGCAUCAACUGCUCCAAAUCCCAUGUUACGUGCGAAGCUCGCAGGCCGUGUAGUCGAUGUGUGAGGAAAGGCCUCGAAAGAACGUGUGUAGACACACCAAGAAAGCGACGCAAGUAUCUGGCGGAUGUGCCCAGUGAACAGUUGCCAGUAGACCUGAAGCGUCCCCACAGUCACAUGGAACAACAGCACCUUAAUAAGGAUCUAAACGUAGUAGCACACAAGCCACGAUUCAUGUCAAAUGCCGUCGAUUUAGAGUAUUCAAUUUUGUCUGAUAUUAUCCAGCAAGACGCUCUGCUAAGCAAAAUACCCAUUGAUCUGUUAUAUUCUAGAAACGUUGGUACAGAAGAUGAAACUCAGUACUCAACGCCAAACUCGAACUCGACAGCAAGUGUACCUCCAGCUGUUGCUCAAGAAAGACCUUCCUUGGGAUAUUCUAGUGCUAGCACCACAAUGCUUACUCAGAGAUCUAAAUACGCAACCCUCUUAGGCAACAAAGGUUGUGAGGCACUCGAAUUAGACGUCGACAUUUUCACAACGCAUUUCCCGCUGAUUCCACAAGAAUUAAGAACUUCCGAAGCUCCUUCUGACCCCGGCAGCGUUAAUUCCAGUGUACGGCAGUACUACCUAAAUCACGAACGAUCUUUACCUGAUAUUUUAGAUCAAAUAGUUAUCGAGGAUAAAAUUGUAUCGCUGGCGCUAGAUGUAACGUCUCAAGAUCAACGCGCCGUCCAAAAUUUCCCAGAAGUAACCCAUACGCUACGAUACGGCACACCCAUGGAAAUUUAUACCUUAAUAUCCACUCCGUUUUCACAUACACCAGGUUUUCACUCGCUACUUCAAUAUCUGCGAAGCCGUUUCAACAGGGCCGAUAUAGUGGAAAUGUGCCGAUCACUCGCCGAAUUUCGUCCCACAUUUAUUGCCAUUGCCGUGACACUUACGGAGGAGGAUAUGAUUUUCAUGGAGCAGUGUUAUCAAAGAACGUUGCUAGAGUAUGAUCAGUUCAUAUCACAAAUUGGUACACCGACGUGCGUUUGGCGACGCAAUGGACAAGUAUCGUACGUAAACGAUGAGUUUUCAUUGUUGACAGGAUGGACUAGGGCUGAUUUAUUAUUCAAAAUGACGUUCAUUGUGGAGCUUAUGGAUGAUGAAAGUGUGAGAGAAUACUUUAAGACGUUCAAUCGAGUUGCAUAUCAAGAUUUUAAGGGAAGUGAGCGAAUGAAGACAUGUAGGCUAUUGACGCCUACCCGAGGCCGUGAAAUCGAGUGUUGUUGUAUAUGGACUCUGAAGAGAGACGUAUUUGGCUUGCCAUUGAUGAUCAUAGGUAACUUCAUGCCAAUACUCACUGAGACCGAAAUUUGA
This is a messenger RNA of Lachancea nothofagi CBS 11611, 1392 nucleotides long. The record is from the annotation of a GenBank genome assembly. Lineage: Eukaryota; Fungi; Ascomycota; Saccharomycetes; Saccharomycetales; Saccharomycetaceae.